AACUUUAGUCUUUUACCAUCGUAUUUUUUUUCUCCCCUCAUCAUGGAGAGCCCACCUACUGUUAUCAGGCCACCGCCACCGUUACCGUCCUUCUUUCCGUCGUUACCACCUCCACUUCCCCAGCCUGAUAACACCACUAACAGUACUAUGAUCCUCAGCCCACCUCCGCCGUUGCCAUUCACCUCAUCACCCCAAAUAUACCCCAUAGAUCAAAACGGAAACAUCACCAUAGUCACCAUCAAUCCACCGCCACCGUUCCCCGAUGCACCGAGAAGCGUCGAUUUAUCUCCACUCGAAUUCAUCCUUUCCCUUAUGGCCGUCAUAACGAUCCCAGCUAUAGUCUACGCUUUCUUCUUCGCCGUCAAGUGCCCUCCUUGGUCUUCCGGUCAACGUCGUCCAGACAGCUCCGCCGAGGUUCCGAGGGACAACCGUGGAAGUUCUAUCGAGGUGACCGAGCUACGGGAACCGGUUUCGGGUCAUAAGUACAUAAAAGAGACGCAUUCCAAAGAUAUCGGAAAUGAAUGCCCGGUUUGUUUAUCUGUGUUUACCGACGGGGAAGAAGUAAAGCAGUUAAAUGGUUGCAAGCACUCGUUCCAUGCUAUUUGCAUCGAUUUGUGGCUUAACAAUCACGAUAAUUGUCCAAUUUGCCGGGCUAAUGUCGGCGUUAAGAGGCCAAAUAAUUAUCGUCGGCCGUCGUCGGCUAGAGAAAGUGAUCAUCAUCAAGGUUUGCCUGAUGCAGCCAAUCUGGUUUGACAUUUCUUAUGUAGGUUUUUGAUUUCAUUAUAGCUUCUUGGCCUUCAAUA
This is a messenger RNA of Hibiscus syriacus, 803 nucleotides long. RefSeq names its product RING-H2 finger protein ATL33-like. The coding region runs from base 43 to 753 and encodes 236 amino acids. The record is from RefSeq and is a predicted model, not a curated record. Gene Ontology annotation, biological process: protein ubiquitination. The transcript has a single exon. NCBI's taxonomy places the organism in Eukaryota, Viridiplantae, Streptophyta, Magnoliopsida, Malvales, Malvaceae.